GUUUGUGCUGCUGGUGUCGGGGCUGGGCCUGGGCAGUGGCAGUGGGGAGACCCUGCUGAGCACCCAACUGCUGCUGGACGUGGUGGGAGGUCACCUGGGCGCCGAGGGCCACCAACGCGCGGCCGCGCUCAUCGCCAGGGUCCUGCUGGCAGGGAACCUCCUCAGCCACCACACCCAGGGCAGGGACACCAUCAACAAGGCCAAGUACUUGACCAAGAAGACGCAGGCCGCGAGCGUGGAGGCCGUCAAGAUGUUGGAUGAGAUCCUCCUGCAGCUCUGUAGCUCUGUGGACGUGGAUGUGAUGCCAGGAGAGUUUGACCCCACCAACUACACCCUCCCCCAGCAGCCUCUCCACCGCUGCAUGUUGCCCUUGGCCAGUGCCUACUCAACCCUUCACCUGGUCACCAACCCCUACCAGGCCGACCUGGAUGGCGUCAGGUUCUUGGGCACCUCAGGCCAGAACAUCAGUGACAUCUUCAAGUACAGCAGCAUGGAGGACCACCUGGAGAUCAUGGAGUGGACGCUGAGGGCAGGACACAUCAGCCCCACAGCUCCUGACACGCUGGGCUGUUACCCCUUCUACACCUCCGACCCUUUCAUCCUCACCGAGUGUCCUCACGUCUACUUCUGCGGCAACGCCCCCAAGUUCCAGUCCAAGCUGCUCCAAGGAGAGGAAGGGCAGAAGGUGCUGCUGGUGGCAGUGCCCGAGUUCAGCUCCACCCAGACCGCGUGUCUCGUCAACCUGCGCGACCUCUCCUGCCAGGCCAUCACCUGCUCCGGCUUCGGGGCCGAGGAGGACGGUGGGGACAUGGACCUUGGGCUCUGA
Molecule: messenger RNA, 826 nt
Organism: Acanthisitta chloris (rifleman)
Lineage: Eukaryota; Metazoa; Chordata; Aves; Passeriformes; Acanthisittidae
Gene: POLD2
Product: polymerase (DNA directed), delta 2, accessory subunit
Exons: 6
Biological process (GO): DNA replication; DNA strand elongation involved in DNA replication
Cellular component (GO): delta DNA polymerase complex
Molecular function (GO): DNA binding
Source: RefSeq, a predicted model, not a curated record